AUGUGUGGGUGGCGUGAUUUCAUCAGAGCCUUUGUUAGUGCUAAAGAGGAGAUUUGGCGAGUGAACAACCUUUGUUGCAGUAGUAUACCAUCACAACACCUUUGUCGCCUCCAAGGUUUCCAUCGUCGUGAAUUUGUUGACCUGCCAUCAUUCCGGUCAAUUUGUGGUACGAACUCGGAUAAGACUACCUUACAAAGAAGUUGUCUGACCCUGGUUUUAGCAUUAAAAAGAUUUCAUUUAAAUGGGUUGUCACACUCAGAAGUUAACACUACUCUCCUAACCAAUCUGUGCUCAAAAUAUAGCAUUUUCAAGAAAAAAUAUACAUUUUUAAAACUUUUUACUAUAUAUUCUUUGAAUAUCAAAAAAAAAAAUCUAACCGCUCUGAGUUCUGGAUAUCAGAAUAAACAUCGACCUAUGUGGUGUUGGCAACACUUUUAUUGUUUUAUUAAAACAAACCAUUUAAUCGAGACUUUUGAACUUUUUGUUCACACUUUUAAUUUAAAUAGCUUUUUAACCAUUUCCGAUCAACGGUUACAUACUUACUUGGUAUUAGGAGCACUCCUUUUCCAAAUAUUUUAUGCACUUUGA
Echinococcus granulosus is the source of this 588-nucleotide messenger RNA. RefSeq lists its product as hypothetical. The transcript has 4 exons. The coding region runs from base 1 to 588 and encodes 195 amino acids. Lineage: Eukaryota; Metazoa; Platyhelminthes; Cestoda; Cyclophyllidea; Taeniidae. The record is from RefSeq and is a predicted model, not a curated record.